AUGUCCAGAGAACACGAUCACAUGUCCGAUCAGUUCGUCGCCGAUGACCCUAGUAGUCUCCCUCAUGAAAUUCGAACCCAUGAGGAUGAUGUCGAGGGCCAAGUUGUUAAUCGAUCACCUGAUCGGGCCCGCAAACCUUCACCUAUUGCCGUCGAUCAAGACAAAGCAUAUGGCGAUGAUGACAACAUCAUCGACACCAGCUUUCAACCUUUGGAUGCAUCAGAUCAGGCUGAUAUAUCUAUGUCGACAUUAUCCUCCAAAACUUUGGAUGGUUCAGAGCUGGCUGAUAUAUCUAUAUCUUCCACGGGACAUAUAAAAAGGGCCGCUGUAGUACCUUACUAUGAGUAUAUUGAAGAUCUAAGUUCCAAAGAAGAAGGAUAUAUUUAUCGAUUGAAACCGAAGAAAAUUAAAGACAAUGCUAAUCAUUACGAUCAAUACGAGGAUGUUAACCAAAUAGAAGAUCGAAUUGGAUUCAGAGGAUAUUCCUUAAUCAAGGCUGCUGCAUGCAAAGAUGAGGAUUGGGUUGUGCGAUGGAUAUAUAUUUAUCACCGAGAGAUUUCAGGCUGGUAUCAUCUCAAGUUCCAUAAUUCUUGGGAUCAGAUGGCGUCACAAGGGCAUGCCCAUUGUUUUGAGCGUGCUCUAAACAAUAGGUACGUUGAAAUGGCCCUGAGAAGCUUCAUACACGAUCUCUUCAAGAAGAUGGAUGGAGGCGGGCAUUUGGAGAUAGACCCUGUUAUUCAAUUAUGGCACCAAGGUGCAUCAGCUAUGAAGGUCAGCCGGAUGUGCGUAAUGCAAUCAUCAGGCUCCCCUUACGACGACGAGCCUAGGUGGAAAAUAAUCGAAGAGCAAACCGCUGUUAGCCACCGAUACAUAUGCAAGGACAACUAUUACAAUCCACCAGCAAGACGUGGAGUGUGGAGUGAUCUUAUUUAUGCCUUUCAUCAUUACACCUAUGAUUUCAGUGCGAGCCAGACUUUGAUUGCAAACCUGGACUGUGACCGGCAUGGACACAUAAGCAACGUUGUAUGUUUGGAUAAAAAGAGUACACCUUACCACAGCUGCGAAAACCCAAGUAUAGCAGAUAAUAUCAAACGUGCAUUCAGACAAUUUGCUGAGCAACAUGAGUGUAAUGAGAUAUGCGAAGUUCUUGGAAAUGUGGCGUUAGGCAAAUUGGAUGCGAGUGAGAAUAAGAAGUGA
Messenger RNA from Melampsora larici-populina 98AG31, 1197 nucleotides. RefSeq lists its product as uncharacterized. The transcript is spliced from 5 exons. Bases 1 to 1197 code for a protein of 398 amino acids. Gene Ontology annotation, biological process: protein phosphorylation. The record is from RefSeq and is a predicted model, not a curated record. Gene Ontology annotation, molecular function: ATP binding; protein serine/threonine kinase activity. NCBI's taxonomy places the organism in Eukaryota, Fungi, Basidiomycota, Pucciniomycetes, Pucciniales, Melampsoraceae.